Messenger RNA from Neoarthrinium moseri, 6291 nucleotides. RefSeq lists its product as uncharacterized. The transcript has 4 exons. Lineage: Eukaryota; Fungi; Ascomycota; Sordariomycetes; Amphisphaeriales; Apiosporaceae. The coding region runs from base 1 to 6291 and encodes 2096 amino acids. The record is from RefSeq and is a predicted model, not a curated record.
AUGGAUGAUCUCCAUCGGAGAGUAUGCGACAAGGCACCACUGAUCGAAUGCGAGGGAUGUGGACUUGUGAAGUACUGCAGUGAUGCUUGCAGAAAAGCAGAUCUCAAGGUCAGCCACCAGGGUCUGUGCAACUCUUACCGGAAAGAAGCUUCCAUGCCGUCCAAGGUGGAGAAGGAUAUCGAUGACAAUGGUGCUGAGCUAUGGGAACAGAGCGAUGACCAUAGGUUGAUUGCCUCAUUGCCCGCCUAUAACAUGCUAGACCCGAACAACGAUCUCCUCUGGGACCAAGAGGAGAUCCAUGUGCUACUGGGAGCUUCGGGAGACCUAGGGACCCUGAUCAAGACUAUUGUUGAGAUCCCACAAGCCCGCGCCGAUAAGUUUGUAUUCGUAUUGAAUGAUCGGAACGCCAGGGUUGUCUGCCGAAACCUCAUCAUACUUAUAGCCUGCAUCAGCCCUGAUAAUAUGGUCUCCACAGCAGAAGCCAUCAUCCAUUUGUGGUACUCGGCACGCUUACCCUCUUGGGCAAUGCAACUGCUCCGUGAUAGAGUUGCAUUAGCUCUUCAGUGUUUCUCAAAGCAUACCAGAGUGAACGAAACUCCCAACAUGCUGUCAAUGGUCAGCCUACCUUGGGGCAAGGACGACAAAAGCAAACUUGAACUAGCAUUGCGCGGAAGAAUCUAUGAGCAAGCACUUGAAUACUUAGAUUGCAAACCCAUCAGCCGAUUCGAUAUGGAACGAGAGCAGUCCGUGUCUGGCACUUCCAUGGCCGCCAACUUUCAGGCGAAUAGGGAACUGUCGAGAACCGAUGGACGCUGGCGCUUUUCCAAGAUGUUGUAUCGAUUAAGCGAUGCCGUACUGCCAGUGUUGACGGACACUAGGGAGUUCAAUCAACGAAACCACUCGUUCUUCCAAAAGGGGAGGUGUCUGCAUGAGUCCAGACAGCCAAUAAACGGCUGGCGACUAGCCGACGUCCUACAAGUCAAGUCUCACGCAGCCAGCAAUGACUUGUACGGGAAGCUCUUCCACUACUUGCGUCCUCUCCUAGUCCGGUUCAUGUUGAAGCUGCAAAGCAUGGAGCCAACGACGAUCACAAUGACCCAAAUCGACCUUAACAAGGACACAACGCAUUUGCUGAACCCAAUGAGGUUCGACUUGAUCGACGUUACCAAUAUGGAGUUGACUUCGAACCGAGACGUAUUCGAGGCGACCGUAGCCCCAUUGAAAACCCUCUUGUGCGAAACGCCUUCGGCAGGUAUCAUCGGUCGCUUCCACAGCACUGAUACACCGGCGUCGGAUCUUCAUGCCCAGGCUGCUCGAUGUAGCCUGCAAGUACGGCGGGAAGCUGUGUUGGACAGCUGGGGAACGGAGUCAAAGCCCAAGCACCUGUGUAUACUAGAAUGGAACCGUCGAGCUGAUGGCCCGGAGGAAGAAGGCCAACACUGUCGCAACCCGGUGGUGGAGGAAAGGCCCACCAGGCCCCUGGAUCCGUCUAAGCAUCAGUCCCCGUUGCCCACCCAGGACCGACGCCCGACAAGCUGCAGUGACAAGGCCGCAACUGGUUUGCAUAGGAGCCUGGGUCACAGAGCAACGCCAGAAUCUCAAGAGGUUACCCCGCAGCCACCUUCUUCUUCACCUGAACCUCAUCCUUAUUCUAUUACUCCUCAUCCUCAUCCUGGGCCGGAGGGAGGAGCGCAUCUCGAGCACCACCAAGCAUCCCUCCAGCCUGUGACCAAGUCCCAGCGCAGGAAAGCAUCAAAGCCACUUAGGAACAGACAGGCCUGGGAUUCAACAGCGCCUCCGCCAAGCUUUGGAAGCGAUAUCGAUACCAAGCAUCGUCAAGCCGGAGCAGCUGGCCAAGCCAAGCUAUCUGCAGACACCUGUCCGGUGGAUCAGGACCAACAAGGACUCGUAGGUGCCAUCGGGGAACAAGUCAACAGCGGCACCAGGGCGGCUAUCACACCGUCACAACACCCACAGAGCGCCAUUACCAACCCGGCCGAGUCCUCAGUGGCACAGCAGUCCGAGGCAGAGAACCCUGACAUAUCUUUUGUAGUGAAUGGUGCCCUGAAAGAAGCUGAAGCAAAGACCAAGACAAUUGCACCGGCAUCCGGUAUUGCCAACUCCGCAGACUCACAAGAAGUUGGGAUGGACAUGGCGCAAUCAAACGGCAACGCAGACUUCCGAGCUGCAGCACCUGAUGUCCACCCCAAGGCUCGGAGCAACCAGCAACAGAAGAAUCAAAUCGACGGGCGGCACCUCAAUUCGCGUCGCAAAGUUCUGGAAGCUCACCCGUACACAGUCCGACCAGCACACAAAGGUUCUCUUGGACAAUACGGCGAGUUGCGCAAUUCUCCGCAGGUUGAACUGGAUCUUCUUACCCCAGAGAAUGUUGACAGAGGCCUGACGGCAAGGGAGAGACUUGGCCUUGCACAUAAAACGGUUGACGUCCAGGUUCUGGGUGAAUCAAAAGCUCAUCCACACUCUUCUGGCAAGAAAGUUGAAAAUAGCACAAAGAGACCCCUGGAGACAACUGACGGCAUCUUUGAUACCUCGGACUCAGCUGUACCCAAGACCCAGCCGGAAGAGCGCCAAGGCAAGCACACUAUAGCGGCAAAAAGGAUCAAGAAGAAGAUUAAGAAGAAAAACCUGAUAGCAGAGGCUGCAGCGAGGGCUCAAGAACAGCAGCUAUCCGCUUCUCAGCCCACAAGGGUCAGAAAUCAAUCAGAAGUGCUGCCAGAGAAGAAGCAGGGCAUAGGCAAAGGAAAAGGCAAAGCUAAAGGCAAAGACUCAAAGUCUACAAUCAACAACGCCAAACCUCUAGAGACGCCGAGCUCAGGCGCCGAUGGCAAGGUUGGCCAAGAAUCUUCGUCGAAGCCAGCCGACAAACCCGUCAACGAGUCGCACCUUGCACAAGGCGGCCAGGAGGAAAACAAGCACAAGGCUGAUGAUUCCCUGGAUUCUCUAGUGUACGACAAGAUUGACAAACUGCAGAAGGCGUCGACGAAAGAUCCGGCGAUGAUGUCAGGUGCUCUCGCAAGCCAACCCGAGCAGAAUAAUGAGACAGAUUCCAUCUCUGGUGAUCAGUCGAACAGAGUAUCCAACCGAAAAGCUGCCUCCAGCGAGCAGUCGGGCCCGCAGGAGAAUCUAACCACCACGACUUCCACUUCUGCACAGUCAGAGUCGUUCGCAGCCACAGCUUAUGCGGAAGCCCUCCAAGGAAUGGAACCUGUGACACUCGAUGGUGACGACUGGACUACGGUCAAGCGUGGAAAGCUUCCUCGUGUGAAAUCUGAUUCAAUUGACAGCUCUCAGGAGACUCCCACGUCUUGUGUAAUGGGAAAGAUAAACGCAGGAAAGGAGCUUCUCGGUUUGAAGAAGAAAGCCGAACCUGCCCAGCCUGUCCAAGGACGCCGUGGUGAACAGCCUUCUGGACAGCAGGUGGCGAAGAAAGUUUCCAUGGCGACCGAACAAAAGAAGACAACGCCCUCUACAGUCGCUCCUGUGGCACCUUGGAGCAAUACACCCCAAGCAGUCAGCUCUUUUGUCAUGAAAGAACACAUCCCGGUUGAUGCCAGAGCGGGUCCUUCGCAUCUGGGCAUCGUCGAGUCUCCCUCUCAGACACCUGCCGUAGGUACACAAAGACAGACAAAGGAGAAGAAGUCAUCGCGAGCCAACACUGUCAAACGGGCACCAAACCCUCGUGGGGGCAAGGCGCAGCAGAAGGAGCUAUUAGGUGCUGACUCUCAACUGUCUUCGAGACCUCGAAACCAGGGCGCCAGCAAAGACCGUCAAGAUGGCAAAAUACCCAAGUCUCUGCCUCGACAUGACAACAAAGGCAUCAAUGAAGGAGAUUCAGUUUCAAGAAACAAUCGAUCGAAUCUGAAAGCUAUCAAGAAGCCUGAAGAGCUUGAUUUCCGUCGUGAUAGUGCUGUGGCUUUUGACCCUAAAGCCUCCUCGUCCCGCAACCAUACUGGAAACGCACAGCAGAAGAUCGCAGAUGGGGAGCCGACUGGCAUUGUUGGCCAGAGCCAGGCCGUGAGAUCCAAAGCCCAAAUCAAGACCGAUGGUCCGAGUACUUCUACCGUCGAGAACGUUGUUCCAAGCAAUCAGACUGAGAAUAUGUCAACAGCACCCGAGGCCAAUGCACAAGCAUAUAAAGGCAAGGAAAAGCAGGAGAAGCUAACGGUUGGUGAUGCCCGGCCCCCUGACUUCCUCUCGCAGCUGGAGAAACAAAGAUGCACGUCUGUCCCCGAGGAGCAGACCGCUGGCACGGAAUUCGAGAAACCUGGCACCUCAACUGAUCUGGGCCGGGUUCACAAUCCUACGAACUCCAUCAUUGACUCUUCUUUGCUGACAACUGAGACGGCCAAACAGGUAUCAGAGUCCCAUGCACCCAUGUCAUUCACCCCAAACACAUCAAGCAGGCGAAAGGUGCCGGCCGAGAAUGGUUCAAAUCAGCGAACUGGCUUCAUGACGGGAAGAGUCAACAACAAUGGCACCAGAGGAAAACGGGCACCGGCCAAGAAUGAGACCACUGGCAAUGCGGAUAGAGGCCAAGUCUAUACUAGGGACUCGAGAAAUAACCCUGCUUCAUACACGCAACAUGCCGCCACUUUGGGCCCCCCCCAAAAGGACAACGCGUCAAGGACCGAACCAGAUAUGCCCAACUAUUACGUUGAGAGUCCAUUUCAGAACUUCAACGUGCCUGGAGGUCCUCACCCAGUCAUCGGCGGUGACUACGGAUCGGCUUUCAACAGCAUGGUCGGCAAUCCGUACGCUCCUCAAAAUGCCACUUCCCAUGGCUCUUAUCCUCAAGGUUCCCAAUUUGACCACGGAGGAGCGUUCAAUAGCCAGUAUGAUACUCUGUACACCGCGCCUCACAGUAGAGUGCCUCGGUACAGCUCGGGUCAAGCCGGUUUCGAUGGCCCGGCGUUGUAUUCGAGCCCUCGCGACAUUUAUGGUGGCAUGAAUGGCACAGUUCCUGGACCGGCGAACGCAUCUGCAGAAAGCGUUCAUCAUUGGCAGGCGCAUCCGCAGUUCCCGGGACCGUUGCCUGGACCACUGCCUGGACACCCUCGUAUGGGGGCGGGGACCCAAGAAUACGGUUUGGAACAAUCUGCUCAGCAACCGAAUACGAUCCAUGUUGAGAAAGUUGAGAAGGUUCACCAGAGCGGUUCCACUGAGGCUGGUGUCGCACAUAAAAUCGUCGAACAGGCGUCAUCUGAAAUUGAGAAUCGCAUCGCACCAUUGCCGCACGCAAAGUCGGUACCUAAUGCGCAAUCUGCACUCCCGUCAGAGUCUCGAGUUUUACAAGGCACGAUUCCCGAACCCGAGCCUGCUCCUGCUGCUGUUGAACAGCAAAACGAUCCAGACGCAACAGUGACUGCACAACAAGACCAGGCCUUCCUAGCUGGCGACGCGGCCUACAAACACGUGGGUAAUAGCAGAUCCUCCAGUGCGCCGAACGUACCCAGUGGAAUGGAUACUGGUUCCGACAUUGACGACACCCCAAGAAGAAGGUCAGCAGGUGAUUCCUGUAACGGACUGUGGGAACCACAGCAAAAGCCCCGUGGUACACAGACCGUGUCCCCGGUUCAUGCUUCUCAGGGCAUCCAAACAGACGAGACGAGAGAUACCGUCAACAAGCCGUCACAAGCAGAGAACUUGACCAUGUCUUCCGACAGUACGGUCCGCACUAACGGCAUCACAUCUGGUGCAAACGGCCAUCGCCAGAACGGCCAGCAGACGAACGGAGGACCGCCCUCUGACGUGUGCCUGGAGGCUAUUUCCAGAACCAGAAACGAGCUCACGAACCUUCUUCGGCUGGUAACUGACAACGGUAAUGACACUGCCAUCACGAUCAAUAUCACGCUCAACUCAAGAUCUACAACGGACCAGAACCGAGAGCAGAGCGGAUUGACGCAGGCGAGCGACGGCAACGGCAACGGCGCCGGAACACAUCGUUCACAGCCUCAUGGUGCGUCUCACAGCGCAACCGGAAGACCAGACUCGCAGUCCACUGCUACCGCCGCACGAGAUCCGAGCGAGACAGGCGAACCAAACGAGGUACGAUACACAGAACUUGGAGCCCGAAUCCGUCCUGGAUAUACGAUUGACCAACUUUCUGACUUAGAACGAUUCACAUGCAUCACGUGGGAAGAGAUAACGCACCGUGUGCCACCUCGAGACGUGCCGUGGACGGAAGCAGACAAGAGAGAGCACGAUGAGACCCCCAGCACACGCGGUCCGACCUUUUUGACACCCGAGCAGCGUGGAAGCUAUUUUCACUAG